This is a messenger RNA of Plasmodium gallinaceum, 1014 nucleotides long. Its product is annotated as U3 small nucleolar ribonucleoprotein protein, putative. Bases 1 to 1014 code for a protein of 337 amino acids. The transcript has a single exon. Gene Ontology annotation, biological process: rRNA processing. NCBI's taxonomy places the organism in Eukaryota, Apicomplexa, Aconoidasida, Haemosporida, Plasmodiidae. Gene Ontology annotation, molecular function: snoRNA binding; rRNA primary transcript binding. Gene Ontology annotation, cellular component: nucleolus; Mpp10 complex; small-subunit processome. The record is from RefSeq and is a predicted model, not a curated record.
AUGCUAAGGAGAAAUAUAAGAUUGAGAAAAGAAUAUUUAUAUUUAAAAAAAAUUGAGGAAGAAAAAAAACAGUAUGCAGAGAAAAUAAAGAGUAUAAAAGAAAGCUAUGAAAAAAAUAAAAAAAUUAAGAGCCAUUUAAAAAAUGAAGAAAAUGAAUUAAGAAAAAAGAUGGAUUUAUAUGAUGAAAAAUCACUUAAUAGAAAUUUUGACGAUGAAUAUUUUUUUUGCGGUAUUGAAAAUCCGCGAGUACUUAUAACAACUUCAAGAAAUCCAUCAUCCCAAUUGGAAAAUUUUGCAAAAGAAAUAAAGCUUUUAAUUCCUAAUAGUGAAAAAAUAAAUAGAGGAAGUUAUUUCAUUAAAGAUAUAAUAAAUUUUGCAAGAAAAAAUAAUAUUACUGAUGUAAUUAUUAUACAUGAAUAUAAAGGAAUACCAAGAAAUUUAAUUAUUUGUCAUCUGCCUUUUGGCCCUACUUUAUUUUGCACCAUAAAAGAUUGUAAGAUGAGGCAUGAAUUUAGUGAUCAGAUAAAUAAUAUUUCUAUGUGUAAUCCCCAUUUAAUUUUUCAUAAUUUUAAUUCAGAUUUAGGUAAAAGAAUUAUGAACAUUUUUAAAUAUUUAUUUCCCCCAGUUAAAAUUAGAACAAAUAAAAGAAAAUUCUCAAAAAAUAACAAGCAAAUUUCAAUUGUAAAUGAUAAACAAAACAAAAUUAAAGAAGAAAGUGAAAAAGAAGAUGAUGAAAAUGAAUUAGAAAUAUCUAUUAAAAAUAGUGAAUACUACAAUUUGCAAAAGUUUGAAAAUAAUAGAAUUAUUACAUUUUUCAAUAAAAAUGAUAUUAUAUAUUUUCGUCAUUAUAAUUGGAAUACUAACGAAAAAAACGAAAUAAUAUUAAAUGAAAUGGGACCCAGGUUCAGUUUUGUUGUUUAUAAAAUAAAUAAGGAGACACUUGAUUCAUUAAAUGAAGACUAUGAAUAUGUGUAUCGCCCUUUUUUAAAUUCUAAAAAAACAUUAUUGUCAUAA